Messenger RNA from Aureobasidium subglaciale EXF-2481, 939 nucleotides. RefSeq lists its product as uncharacterized. Bases 1 to 939 code for a protein of 312 amino acids. The record is from RefSeq and is a predicted model, not a curated record. Gene Ontology annotation, biological process: regulation of transcription by RNA polymerase II; chromatin remodeling. The transcript has a single exon. Gene Ontology annotation, cellular component: NuA4 histone acetyltransferase complex. NCBI's taxonomy places the organism in Eukaryota, Fungi, Ascomycota, Dothideomycetes, Dothideales, Saccotheciaceae. Gene Ontology annotation, molecular function: histone binding; metal ion binding.
AUGUCUCCUCGACGCGAAACUUCAGAUACGUCACAGUCCAAAGACGCACGACAAGCUCGCCAAGACCAGGACAAGCGCAACAGAACGGAUGACCUACCUCAAAAAGAUGAAGAAGUAGAGGACGAAGAUCUCUGUCCAGUUUGCCAUCUGUUACUCUACAAUCCGGUAAAGACUCGAUGUAAUCAUGCGCUCUGCUCGACAUGUAUGGCACACUGGGCAGACGUAUCGAUGACUUCUCAAAUGACUAUUCUGGCACCUUCGUCUUCACCAUCGAUGUUUGAAGGAGCAGACACGGAGGCUAGAUGUCCAAUGUGUCGCACACCGACUUCUGCGAUACCAAACCUUGAGCGAGCGGAGCAGAUUCGGCAAAAGUAUCCGACUACCUAUUCAUCACGAGCGGCAGAAGAAACCACAGAGGACGACCCUAAUGCUGGUACUAUAGAGACACUGACUCUUUGUAUCGGAAACUCUCACGCAUUGAUCUCUCCAGCGCCAGAAUCACGAAAUAUGCAUCAGUGGAAAUUCUUCGUGCGGCCUUCUCGGACAGACAUCAUCUCACAUGUCAAUAUCCAAUUACAUCCCACCUUUCGCCCUUCCCUGCUGAAACUCGAAAAAGCACCUUACGAACUUGAACGGAAAGGCUGGGGCUACUUCACCAUCACCACGCAUGUUGUGCUGAAACGAGGCUGGAGUUGGGUAUCUGAAGAUGCUGAAGAAGUGAGGUUUGGGAGGGAUAAAGUCAAGGCUAGUUUACCGCUAGAUUGGACAUUGGACUUUUCGGGUCAUGAGGGGAAAGGCAGUAUGGGUAGGUGUAGGUUGAAAGUGAGAAGGGAGGGGAAAGCUGAGAAGAAAGAAAGAGAGGAGGAGGAUAGGGCUGAUGAUGGGAGGUGGGAGGUGGAAAUGGUGGACGAUGAUGACGACGGAGCUGAUGAGCAAUGA